Pseudogymnoascus verrucosus is the source of this 1454-nucleotide messenger RNA. RefSeq lists its product as uncharacterized. The record is from RefSeq and is a predicted model, not a curated record. The transcript has a single exon. Gene Ontology annotation, molecular function: carbon-sulfur lyase activity. Lineage: Eukaryota; Fungi; Ascomycota; Leotiomycetes; Thelebolales; Thelebolaceae. Bases 266 to 721 code for a protein of 151 amino acids.
GGCCGAGAUUAUAAUUAGUUGGAGCUUAGAAAUCAGUCAUGACGAGAUAUUUCCUUGGUCUCCUGAUAACACAAGCCGGCUCAUAUAACUUCUGUUACCAUGGCAGUUCGGCCCGUUUAAGUUGAGCCUCAAAGCUUACCUAUUUCCCGGGAUGCUUACUUCAUGACUCACUUCCUAUAUAUCACUCACCAAACUCCACCCAUCAACAUAAAUCAUCUACCCUCCCCACCACCUUCAUCAAACCCUAUCAUCAUAACCACCAAACAUGUCCACCCCACCUCCCCCCUCCUCCCCCCAAACCCACACCGGCACCUGCCACUGCGGCCACAUCCGCUUCAGCAUCACCUCCCCCCUCCCCGACGUCGUCAGCUGCGACUGCAGCAUCUGCAUCCGGCGGGGCGCCCUAAUCCAACGCAUCCCCGACGCCGAUUUCCACCCCAUCACUCCCACCGCUGCGAGUCUCGAGGACGGGACGCAUGGACUGAUCGAGUAUCGUUUUAAUACGAUGGUGGCGAGGGAUUAUAUUUGUCCCGUGUGUGGGAUUUUGGGGUACCGGAGACCGAGGUUGGGGACGGGGGUUUGGGCGAUUAAUGUUAGGUGUCUUGAGGGGGUGGAGGUGGAGAAGUUGGAGGUGAGGAGGGUGUUUGGGAGUCAGUUGUCUACUGUUGGUGUUGAGGGGGGGGUGACGGGGGAGGGGAAGGAGGAGGCAGCGAAGAGUUGAUUUGAGAUCUGUGAUGGAAGGAUGGAUGGUGCGGUGAUUUUUUGCUGUUUGUCUGAAUUGUGCAUCGGCUGAGUUCAUGACGUGACGUGCGUGGUUGUGGGAAAUCUAGGGGAGGAAUAGCUUCAGGGGUCUCCUAAUCCGCAAGUUUACUCUCAUAUUUCAAACUCAGCACCCAGGGCUGCGCUGGGCUAUAUAUAACCCUACCCAUAACCCAAAUAUAAAUUUACAGAGCCAUUUAGCCAAAUCCACGAGCCAAUAUAACGGCAAGGGACACAUCAGAACGAGAGGACUGGUGUGCAUCGGGAUGAUAUGAGGAGAAUGAUUAGCCGUGGCACGUAUGGAUGAUUGGAUCCUUGUGUUCAUGUUGGUGGUGGCAAAUUAAUGACAGAAAGCUAACGGGGUGAGAAGAGAGCGGCAGUGACAGUAAGGGAGCGGCGGUGGGUAGAAGAGUAGCGGCAACAAGGAGAGAGCGGCGUUGACAGGAAGCUCAUACAAAACCCUUCGUGCAAAAUGUAGUUUCUGGAACGGAGAAAUGUGAAUGAGAAGCGAUCGUGUGAUAAUGUGAUGUGUAGAUGAAAGUAGGAAGAAACGAAAUUACAAACCCAGUAAUAAUCAUAUAACAAAUUAGCAAGGCUUAAUAAACCGAGUCCUUGAUCCCAUGCUUCGAUAAUCAUACAAUUGGAUGCUUUAAUAUACAGAACUAUAAUACACUUAUCCUCACAUCUGAUACAUA